AUGUCGCUGGUAGUCCUCAAGCGCAUCUCGCCAGCCGUAAACGAUUUCCUAUCACUGAACCAAAGUGGUUUUCGUGCAGGAAGGUCAACAGCUGAUGUGGUCUGGUGCCAUCGGUGGUUAGCAGCUACGACCCAGCGGUACCACUGGUCAUUCAGCAUACUGGGCAUCGACAUGUCACGUGCCUUUGACACGAUCAGGCGAGGACAGUUGAUGGACGUGGUUCAGCGAUUCUUGGAAGAAGACGAGGUACGCUUGAUCCGUUACCUGAUCUCAGAUACGAAUUUGGCAGUCAGACUGGGCACGGAAACAUCAAGCUCUUUCUCCACUAACAUUGGUACCCCGCAAGGCGACUCCUUGUCGCCAAUUCUAUUCGUGAUCUACCUGGAAGCUGCCCUGCAGGAUGUGCGACAGCGAAUGGCUGCACCUGUGGCCCGGCAUCUUCCGUACGAUGUGGAGUACGCCGAUGAUGUGGACUUCAUCAGUAUCUCUAGUGAUUGGCUUCGGAUGUUAGAGCCACAGGUUGCCACCAUCUUGGGUACAUGGUCCCUUACCGUCAACCAGACCAAGACAGAAUUCACAGCCAUCCAGCGAGAGGCCGAUCGUGCUGAUGAGCCAUGGCGUAUGGUCAAGAAACUCGGCUCUCUCCUUGGUGAUGCAGAGGAUGUCACCCGCAGAAAGCAGCUUGCGGCGAUAGCGUUUAAGUCCCUCUGCCAGUUAUGGAAGAGAAGAGACCAAGUGAGUCUGGAGGUGCGCGUCCGGCUGUAUAACUGCUUCGUGUUACCUGUCUUGCUUUACAACUGCUCCUCAUGGGGCAUCACUCGACAGACAAUUGAAGCGCUGGAAUCGUAUCAUCGGCGGCAACUUCGGCAUAUCUUGGGUAUCAGGUGGCCCAACCGACUGUCGAACGAUUUGGUUUACGAGCGCUGCAGUGCUGCUCCACUUGGCAACAUUCUGGUGAAUGCAAGAUGGCGGUUGUUCGGCCACAUCCUGCGAUCAGAUGAGCACACACCGGCUAGGGAGGCCAUGAGUGGAUUCUUUGGCUGCUCCGUGCCGGGAUACCGUGGGCGGCCGCGGAUCACGCUACCGGUCCUGCUGAAUCAAGACGCGGAGCGAGUCGGCUGCCGUCUGAGGACUCCAAGGGACUUGCAGCUGAUGGCUCAGCGAGCACUGGAUCGCCGUGAAUGGACAUAUCUGUGCAACGCAGUUACAGAUGCGUACAAGGCAGAGUACUGGUGA
Molecule: messenger RNA, 1236 nt
Organism: Sycon ciliatum
Lineage: Eukaryota; Metazoa; Porifera; Calcarea; Leucosolenida; Sycettidae
Exons: 1
Coding region: 1-1236 (411 amino acids)
Source: RefSeq, a predicted model, not a curated record